This is a messenger RNA of Rhipicephalus sanguineus (brown dog tick), 1754 nucleotides long. Its product is annotated as zinc finger Ran-binding domain-containing protein 2. The transcript is spliced from 4 exons. Bases 996 to 1739 code for a protein of 247 amino acids. NCBI's taxonomy places the organism in Eukaryota, Metazoa, Arthropoda, Arachnida, Ixodida, Ixodidae. The record is from RefSeq and is a predicted model, not a curated record.
UGCUUUUUUUAGAGGAAACGUCUCUGGCCGAAAAAUCGGUGAAGCCCGUAGGAGUGUGAACACAAAACUGGGAUUGCGUUGAAGGUUAGUAGCUUGGAGCCUUCUAAACCGGCGUGGCUUUGCGCGAACCUGGACCGUGCGGAUGUGUGUGUGUUUUUUAAGGCAGUGAAUGUUGGCACCGAUCACCUUGUAGGUGCUGUGAGUUUUCAGCGCUGGCGUUUCUAAAACGAAGAGGAUCUCAGCAUCGAGCGAUCUGAAUGUAGGGAGCUGCAGCGCUUCAGUAUUAAGUGAGGUGUGAUUCGCGAAAGUGUGCGACACUGUCGGGUGAAGAGGUGUUCAACACGGAGGUUGACACACCCCCUGAGCUCUUCACUUUUGGAGGUUCUACGGGCAAGCAGUGGUGUGGUUUUGAAGACGUCACUGAUCCCUCAACCGAGAUACGUAUCUUUAAGUUGUGAGCUACGACACUUGCAAGUUGAUCUAGGGCGUUCCUGAAACGAAGAAGACCUUGGGAUGGAAUGAUUUGAAGGAUGUGAUGUACAGCGCUUCACUUAUAAGGUAAGGUGGGAUUCGCGAAAGUGUUUGACACUGUCGGCCGAAGAAAGAAGUGUUUAAAACUGACGUUGUUUGAAUAUUUUACACGCUGGGACCUUCCCCUCUUCGACGUUCUACUAGAAAACAGCGGUGUGUGAUUUUGAAAACGUAACGCAUCACUUGACCGAGCUAGCUGGAAUAUCCAUUCCAGUUGCGAGUCACGGUACACACAAGUUGAUCGAGGUGCGACCCCGUGCAAGAGAGUGACACUGUCGGGUGACGAGGAAGUGAUUCGCGAGGUGACGUCAUCACGCCCCUCGGCCAGCAGCGUGCAGUGCCGGGCGAGAAGUUCGGCGUCCAGAAAAGCGUGGUCGGCGCCGACGGGGAAGCUAGCCGUUCGCAGCGCGCUGCGGCGGCUCGGCUCAGGCGUCGCCACGAAGCUCCUCGCGUUCGCCGAGCGGAUGCGCUCCUUCUGGAUCUUCUGGAGGCGGAAGCACAAAGUGGGACAGCCCCGCUGCGAAGAAGACGCCCACGAGCUGUGCGAAAACGACGCCAGCUGCGAUGCGGACGGCCGUCACCGGCGCUUCUUCCUCAAGCCUCGCUCGUCGGGUGACGGUCCCCGGCCUGCUACCGUGCGCGUCGACAGCAGCAGCAGCAGUGACGACGACGAAGACGACGAGGACGAAGACGAGUACGAGGAUGAGUACGACUACGAAGAGGAAGACGACGACGAGUGCCUGACGUGCAACGUGUGCGAGCGCUCCUUCCCCUCGGCUCGCCGUCUCUCUCGACACCAGCAGCGAAAGCGUCACUUCGGCUGCCCCGUUUGCGACGCCAUCUUCCUUCCCCACUCGCCCUCGAGAACCACCGGGGAACCCUGGAGCACUGGUCGGAGGACGAUGACGAUGAAGACCCACAGGAGUCGCAUUCGAGGCGGCAGCACCGUAGCUGGUGGGGAGGCGUCGACGAAGACGAUGACCUGGACGACGAAGAAGACGAAGAAGACGAGGAGUCCUCGGAGGAAGACACCGACCUGGACGACGUCGAGUCGGGACCCAACUCGCAAGAGCUCGAGCGGCUCUUGUGACUGCUGUGGCCGAGCGCCGCUCACUUCAAAGUUCCACAGGGCGGCGCUGGGCGGCGCUGUACCUGCUCCGCUGAUGUCACCCGCUACUGAAGAGACUCGCUGGAGGGAUGAAAGAUAAAGAAUAUUAGCAAUG